Molecule: messenger RNA, 2612 nt
Organism: Rhinolophus ferrumequinum (greater horseshoe bat)
Lineage: Eukaryota; Metazoa; Chordata; Mammalia; Chiroptera; Rhinolophidae
Gene: TSPAN12
Product: tetraspanin 12
Exons: 8
Coding region: 391-1308 (305 amino acids)
Cellular component (GO): membrane
Source: RefSeq, a predicted model, not a curated record
GCGCUGAGAGUUUGUGCAGCUGGCCCUGGCUGCCGCCGCUGCCUCGUCCGGACUUGGCGAGGACUUGGGAGGGACAGCGGCGCUGGGAGGUGGCUUAACAGAGACUUUCCAGCAACUGCUGCCCAGGACUCUUUUUUUUUUUUUUUCUUUUUCUCAGGAGGCGGCGACGGCGAGGGGAGAGGAAGAGAAGGAAGCGUCUCCUGCUGGAGCCAAUGCAGCUCUUCGGCUCUGCGGGCGGAGCGUCCCUGCCCCGAUGAGCCCCCGCCGUGCAUCCCGGACUGUCCCCCGGCGGGAGUGGGGCGCGGAGCCCUGCGCCGACGAUCGCUGCUGCCUCGCCCGUGGGGGUAGGAUGUGGUGAAAGGAUGGGGCUUCUCCCUUGCGUGGCUCACAAUGGCCAGAGAAGAUUCCGUGAAGUGCCUGCGCUGCCUGCUCUACGCCCUCAACCUGCUCUUUUGGUUAAUGUCCAUCAGCGUGCUGGCAGUUUCCGCUUGGAUGAGGGACUACCUAAAUAAUGUUCUGACUUUAACUGCAGAGACAAGGGUAGAGGAGGCCGUCAUCUUGACUUACUUUCCUGUGGUUCAUCCGGUCAUGAUUGCUGUUUGCUGUUUCCUGAUCAUUGUGGGGAUGUUAGGAUACUGUGGAACAGUGAAAAGAAAUCUGUUGCUUCUUGCAUGGUACUUUGGAAGUUUACUUGUCAUUUUCUGUGUAGAACUGGCUUGUGGUGUUUGGACAUAUGAGCAGGAAAUUAUGGUUCCAGUACAGUGGUCAGAUAUGAUCACCUUGAAGGCCAGAAUGACAAAUUAUGGCUUACCUAGAUACCGAUGGCUUACUCACGCUUGGAAUUUUUUUCAGAGAGAGUUCAAGUGCUGUGGAGUGGUGUAUUUCACUGACUGGUUGGAAAUGACAGAAAUGGACUGGCCCCCAGAUUCCUGUUGUGUAACGGAAUUCCCAGGAUGUUCUAAACAGGCCCACCAGGAGGAUCUCAGUGACCUUUAUCAGGAGGGCUGUGGGAAGAAAAUGUAUUCCUUUUUGAGAGGAACCAAACAACUGCAGGUGCUAAGGUUUCUGGGAAUCUCUAUUGGAGUGACACAGAUCCUGGCCAUGAUUCUCACCAUUACUCUGCUCUGGGCUCUCUAUUAUGAUAGGAGGGAACCUGGGACAGAACAAAUGAUGUCCCUGAAAAAUGACACGACUCAGCACCUGUCAUGUCACUCAGUAGAACUGUUGAAACCAAGUCUUUCGAGGAUCUUUGAACAUACAUCUAUGGCAAACAGCUUUAACACACACUUUGAGAUGGAGGAAUUAUAGAGAAUGUCAAAGAAGGGCACUAUAAAUUUAUUUUAUUGGACUUGUGAAUUUUUAGCCCACACAUAACUGUAUCAGAAAUGUGUAGAAAUAAAAAUGAUGCCAUAAAAGAAUGCCUAAGCAUAUAAUUUUCUAUGCUUUAAAAUGAAGAGGGGAAAGUUUUAUAUAAGUCACCACCUGGACAAUAGUUGAUGCCCUUUAUAAUGCUGACAAUAGAAUUAAUACUCGCUUUAUAGCCUGUGUUAAGAUUUUUACUGAACACAGUUAUUCUUUUGAGGUUUAUGCUUUGGUACAAUUUGACCAAUGUUUCUGCAUCCAUGUAAACAAGCCAUGCUAUGGUGGGAUUGGAGCUACAGUAAAGUUUGAUUUACUUCCAAAAGCUUGCUAGUAUAUAAAGUACCAAUUAACUGCUAACAUAGGAAGUUAGACAGUACUAAUGAUUAUUAUUACUUGGUGAUGUAUUCUUUUAAGGGUAAAUAGAUUUUACAUAAGAAAACUCUGAAGAUUGGUGACUACCUAAAUGUGAUUUUUGCUAGUUACUAAAACAUUCUUACUACUUACAAGAGAAAACUAACACAUUGUCUUAAACUGAUCAGGGAUUUAUGUGUAUAUAAGAGUCUGUGUUAAGUCUGUAUAAUUCAGUAGAUUUCAGUUCUUAUAAUGUUAAGAAUAACAGUUGUGAAAAGGAUAAAUUUGUCCUGUAUAGCACCAUUAUUUUUAACCUUUCCUGUUAAUAGAGUUUUAAAAUUCUGUCUUGGAUUUAUAUUACCUACAUAACUGUUAAUUUAAAUACUUAACCACUAAUUUUGAAAAAUUGCUGGUGUGAUACAAAGGAGUCAUUAUAAUUCAGAAUAUAGUCUGGUCUCUAGGAAGUAUUAAGAAGAAAAGUUUACACAUAGUUCACUCAGUGAAGACUUGGAUGUUAUCUUUUUGCCUAACUAAGACUCUGUUUGACACUAAACACUUUUUAAAGAAGCUUGUCUUUUUUUUCCAAAUAGAAGCAACAGUCUCCAAGUCUGAAUAUAAUUUUACAGAGAAUAGUGUUUCCUUUCUCCAGCAAAAUGUUGUCAUAAAAAUAAGUGACAAAGAAUCAUAAAAAUAAGUGACAACUUAACUAGAGAAUUUCUUUGCUUUAUUUCACUGAUUAAAAUACUGUGGUGAGCUACACAGAUUAUUAAAUUCUUUACAAGAGUAAAAUAUAUUUAUUUGAAAUGGGAAAAGUGCAUUUUACUGUAUUUUGUGUAUUAUGUUUAUUUCUCAGAAAAUGGAAAGUUAAAACUUGUCAAUAAAUAUUUUCUAGAGAGUAA